CAGUAGAAUAUAAUAGGGAGCAUUCAAAUUUCAAGUGACUGUUUGUGGUGACUGUUGUGCUUCUUCUCCCAGGUAUAACUUAUAUCUGUUCGAACAAAAAAAAAAAAUCAAGGAUUCAUUUCAAUUCUCGGAUAUUUAUCUAUUUCACUUCAUAUUAAAUAGGAAUGGCACAAAACAUUAAUCCUUUCUAUUCGUCGCAAAAUCCUCAAAAUAAAGCUAAGGAGGAGAAGCCCAAUUUACCAAAAGAUAAUCAUGCAGUAAGCAAAAGACUUCAAAAAGAACUGAUGGUCCUAAUGAUGAGCUCAGAGAAAGGAGUUUCUGCUUUUCCGGAAGGAGAAAACCUUUUUAAAUGGGUUGGAACUAUCACAGGACCUCUUGACACGGUUUAUGCCGGUUUGACAUACAAAUUGUCUCUGGAAUUUCCGCAAAGUUAUCCUUAUAGUGCACCAACUGUACGUUUUGCAACGCAAUGUUUUCAUCCUAAUGUAGACAAUGCUGGCAAUAUUUGCCUUGACAUUUUAAAGGACAAGUGGAGUGCAUUGUAUGACGUGCGCACAAUUUUACUCUCUAUACAGUCAUUGCUUGGUGAACCAAAUAAUGAGAGUCCCCUUAAUAUCCAAGCUGCGGAACUUUGGAACGAUCAAACAAAAUACAAGAAACACCUGAAGGACGAAUAUGACAGGGCUCUGAGUAGAAGUCAACAAGACUCAUGAUAAGCAAUAUUUAUCUUUCGAUUCAAAAACUAACUGAUGCAAUUCUUACCUAAUACCUAUUAUUAAUUAAUUAAAUAUCCAAAAUCAAACACUAUUUCCGUUUGAAAAUUCCCAAAGAACACUUAUGCACUGAGUCCUUCCCUCCCUCCCUUUUCCUUCUAUACAUCAACACAUAUAAUUUUUGAGAAAUGUUUUUUAUUUUUUAUUUUAAUUUUUUUUUGGUUUUUUUGUAGAGCAAUUUUUAUUGUAAAAUCGGCUAUAAGUUUAUAUUACAGAUAUAUACUUUAAUAUUAUUCACCCUAUUUUUUUUUUAUUUUUUUUUUUUUUGUAAUUGUCAAGGGAUCAAAUUAGGAAUUUAUAGAAUGAUUUUUGUGUCAAGUACAUUAGGAUAUAGAAAAAAAAGAAGAAGAAAAAAAAAGAAACUUGUAUUCGGGACUCGAGAUUGUUUAGCUGUCUCUAUAUAAAUAAAAUGUGUUCACGUAAAUUGUCUCUCCUAAGUGCUUUCAAAAUAUAAUAAAAAAUAAAAAAAAAAAAUAAAUAAUAAAAAUUGUAUGUAACGCUAAAUGAAAACGAAUCACGAAUACGAGAUUGAAAGAAAGAAAGCUCAUAAUCAUUAUUAUCAUCACGAAUUUUGUAAUUUUUUUUUUCUUUCUUUUUUUUUUAUUGAACGUAAAUAUUUAUUUAAACGAGUGAUCGAUUUUGAAAAAAAACCAUAUCAAUGUAAAACAUUGUUUGGUAAAUUGUGUACUAAUGAAUUAUAAUGAUUAGUGAAAAUAUAUGAUCAUUUCGUUUACUGUGUAACGUCAUGUACUUUUGAAAUAAAUAUUACAAAAAAAAAGAAGAAAAAAGAAGCAAAAAAAGUACUGAUUCGGUUUUCUGGUCUACGUUUAUCAAGAAUUAUUAUUAUACAUAAAUAUAUAUAUUUAAUAAUACUUUAGUUAAUUAAUUUUAAAAAUUAGAAAAUUCGUCUUUCAAUGUAUUAUUCUUGAUUCUUAUACGUGACUUUAGAAUUGAAUAAAUCUUCAUUAAUCAUCA
This is a messenger RNA of Leptopilina boulardi, 1748 nucleotides long. RefSeq names its product ubiquitin-conjugating enzyme E2 C (gene vih). The coding region runs from base 165 to 713 and encodes 182 amino acids. Lineage: Eukaryota; Metazoa; Arthropoda; Insecta; Hymenoptera; Figitidae. The record is from RefSeq and is a predicted model, not a curated record. The transcript is spliced from 4 exons.